Messenger RNA from Danio aesculapii, 4591 nucleotides. RefSeq names its product inositol-tetrakisphosphate 1-kinase b (gene itpk1b). The record is from RefSeq and is a predicted model, not a curated record. Gene Ontology annotation, cellular component: cytoplasm. Gene Ontology annotation, molecular function: magnesium ion binding; inositol-3,4,5,6-tetrakisphosphate 1-kinase activity; inositol-1,3,4-trisphosphate 6-kinase activity. The coding region runs from base 368 to 1576 and encodes 402 amino acids. Gene Ontology annotation, biological process: inositol trisphosphate metabolic process. NCBI's taxonomy places the organism in Eukaryota, Metazoa, Chordata, Actinopteri, Cypriniformes, Danionidae. The transcript is spliced from 11 exons.
CACUCUCUCACUCUCUCUCCGCCGAUUCAGUAGCAGCUCAAACCUCCUGUCAUGCUUGAAGAGGAACACACUCACACACACUAGCCGGACUGAACUGAGCCCUGCCCCACCUCAAGAGGAGGCUGUCCGGGUGUCUCUACUGCGAGCAGAUCCCACCGGUUCCCCCGAUCAUCCCUAGAGAGCCCGUGAUUCUCAGUGGCGGCCACAGACAGACGAGCAGCCAUGGAGACCCGACUGUCCUCCAGCUAGCCAAACUGCUAUCCGACAGAAGCCCGAAAACAUGCGCUAGACAGGGUUGUAUAAGAAGACUGUUUCCUGUUUUCACUGGAGUGACGCUGCUGUCACUUUUGGCCAUCAGUGGCUGAAGAUGCAGACUUUCCUGAGAGGCAGACGAGUGGGCUAUUGGCUCAGUGAGAAGAAGAUGAAGAAACUGAACUUCCUGGCAUUUGCGGAGAUGUGCAGGAAAAGAGGGAUAGAAGUCAUUCCGCUGGACCUGAGUCAGCCAUUAGAGGAGCAGGGGCCCCUGGAUGUCAUCAUUCACAAGCUGACAGACCUGAUCCUGGAGGCCGACCAGAACGACACCCAGGCCCUGCUGCUGGUCCAGCGUGUGCAGGAUUAUAUUGACGCUCACCCAGAGACCAUCAUUCUUGACCCACUUCCAGCCAUUCGAACUCUGCUGGAUCGCUGCAAGUCCUACCAGCUGGUGCACAGGAUAGAGGACUGCAUGAGAGAUGUCCGAAUCUGUUCUCCUCCAUUUAUGGUUCUGAACAGUGAGUGUGGUCCAGACACACUGGAGCAGAUCGAGCAGCACAGCCUUACAUUCCCUUUCAUUUGCAAAACACGGGUUGCUCACGGAACUAACUCUCAUGAGAUGGCUAUAAUAUUCAGCGCUGAGGACCUAAAGGACGUGAAGCCCCCGUGUGUCAUUCAGAGUUUUAUAAACCACAAUGCCGUGCUGUAUAAGGUGUUUGUGGUGGGCGAGUCGUACACUGUGGUGGAAAGACCAUCACUCAAGAACUUCCCGUCUGGACCGUCUGACAGAAAAGCAAUUUUCUUCAAUAGCCACAACGUGUCCAAGCCGGAGUCAUCCUCUGACCUCACAUCUAGAGAUAAUGUAGAAGGUGUUUCCCAGCCACCGAACGAUGAUGUCAUCAGGGAACUGUGCAAGUCUCUGCGGGAAUCUCUCGGAGUUUCGCUCUUCGGCAUCGAUGUCAUCAUUAACAACCAGACAGGCCAACAUGCAGUCAUUGACAUCAAUGCAUUCCCUGGAUACGAGGGUGUUCCAGAGUUCUUCAAUGACCUCCUGAACCACAUCAUCAGUGUCCUCCAAGACCCCUCCGCACCUCCUCCUCCUCCAGGCCAGAUGCCCUCUUUAGGGGCUGGAGAGCGCAACUGUUCCCCAUCCCAGGAGUGCUGCGGCCUGUUGGGUAAGGAGUCAGACAGCAGCCCCUGGAUCGUGGAGGGUGACGGGGGUCUGAAAGCUCCCCAUCAGAGACUGGGCUGCAACACGGCCAUGUCCCCCAACUUCCAACAGCACUGCGUGUCCACAAUAGCCACUAAAGCCUCGUCACAAUGACUGCUGUCUCCAUACUGUCUCCCCGCCGCCCUUCCCUGAACAAAUUGUGAAGACAAAGUGAAUAAUAUACAGUAACAAUAAUAACUGUUAUACUGAUAAUAUAUCUGUAAUCAGAAAUAAACUAUAUUGGGAAUAAUCUUGAUGUUGAUAAUGGGCAUUGGAUUUGAUCUCCUCUGCCUUUGUAAAUGUUUUAUUUUAUUUUAUUUCUCUUUUGUCUAACAACUCAGUACUGUAAUGUGAACAUUGAGGAAAUCAACAGUGAUUAGUAGCUCUUUUUUAUGUUUUUAAAUAAUUUGAGUCGAUUUUACUUUGAAUCACGCUGCAAAAUUAGUGGAUGGUAGGUAAAGGGAUUGCUCACCUAAAAAUGGAAAAAUCUGCCAUCAUUUACUCAGCCUUGACUUAUUCAAAACCUUUAUUUUUUUUCUGUUGAAAACCGAAGAAGAUAUUUUGAAAUAUGUUGCAAACCGGUAACCAUCAACUUCCAAAGUAUUUGUUUUUCAUACUAAUGAUGGUUGCUGGUUUCCAACAUUCUUCAAAAUGUCUUAUGUUUUCAACAAGAGAAAGUAACUGUCAAAAGUUUGGGACAAGUCAAGGGUGAAUAAACGUGAGUAGAGCUUUAUUUUUGGGUGAACUAUGUCUUUAAGUAAACACAAUGUGCAUAUUGGCUUUUAAAAAGAAUAAUUCACCCUCAAAAGAAAAGUAUUUCAUAAUUUACUCACUCUCAAGCCAUCCUAAAUGUAUUUUUUGUUCUUCUUUCAUAUGAACACAUACGGAAUUGUAUUAUUUUUUCAUUAUCCUGGUUAUUCCUAGCUUUGUAAUGGCAGUGAAUGGUGCUCCAGUUGUUGACGCUCCAAAAUGUACACUCAUUCAAAAAAAAAAAAACCCACAUUAUUUCUCGUUAAUGCAUGUACGGAGGUAGCCUAUUAGUAUAUAAAGUUUUAGAUUGAAAUAUUCUCCUUACAGAACCCUUCGCUUUACUUCAGAAAGCAAUUGUUAAUCCGCUGGAGUUGUAUGGAUUACUAUUACGAUGGUUGGAUGCACUUUUUGCUGUUUAAAAAUCUCGAGCACCAUUUGCUUUCAUUAUAAAGCAGUGACCCAGCAGCCUAAGAACUUCAGCAUGACAUCAGAUUGACAUUGUACCUCAACAUCGUGGAACAUUGCGAUUUAGAAAAUCGGGUUGACAUCAGAACCCAACGUCAGGCCGACGUCAGUGUCCAACAUCGGACAGAUGUUGCAUUUUGGUUACUUUCUAACGCAGUCUAAAAACAACAAAAUAUCAACAUCUAAUGAUGUUACAGCUUGACGUUGUGUGAACGUUACCAACAUGACAUCUAUCAGACGUUGAAUUUUGGUUACUUUCCAACGCAACCUAAAAACAACCAAAUUUCAACGUCUAAUGAUGUUACAUCUUGACGUUGUGUGAACGUUACGAAUAUGACGUCUAUCAGAAGUUGGACUUUGGUUGCCAUACCUGACGGAUUAAUGUCAGCAUUUUUGAUGUCAAUAUGACGUUGGAUUAAGAUGUUGGCUCGACAUUGGAUUUUGAUCACUUUCCAACACAACCUAAAAUCAACAAAAUAUCAAUGUCAUUUCAUGUUGUUAUUGGACAUCAGAAUAACAUUGUCCUUGGACGCUGGUGACCUAAAUCUAACCUAAUAUUAACAUUUUAUGACGUUGUGUGUUUGCUUGGAAAGGUCCCGUGAAAUUAAAAUUCUAAAAGAUUUUUAGAUGUUAGUUUUAAGGAUAUCUAUAAGCUAGUGUGCUUCAAAACAGUGAUAAAAUUCACGCUUAGAAGAGUUAGGAAUUAAAAAAAAAAAUUCUUCACGGGACCUUUAAUAAAACACUCAUUGUGUUCGUCUGAAAGAAUAAAGGCAUAUACACCUAGGAUAUCUUGACAAUGAGUGAAUAGAAGCAUCAUUUUCAUUUUUGCGUGAACUGUUUUUAAGCCAUAAGAAGGUUUUGCGGUUUUCCUUUGGAAAAGACUAACGGACAUUAGUGUUUUUUUCAUGACACUGAACACAACACACCCUAUAAUCUAACAACUGUAGGACAACUAAAAUGUCUUCUGCUCUGUAUUUAGUGGCAAUCUUAUAUUGUGAUGAUCCACAGUGUAUAUCUUUGUGCAGCGUCUACAAAUCAGCUCCGUAAGCCGAAACCAAGGCUCUAAUGGCAGCUUUUGUUAGCCGUGUGCCACUGUGUUUGAUCUUGUGACACUCCGUAAUCUUUUCUUAAUGCUCCAGCAGACUUUCACCAUCUUUCCGUAAACAUUAUGACACCUGAUGUUUUUGUCUUUUUUUCCAUGUGCAUUUCAAACCAUCAUAUCACAAGGUGUAAUAUGAAGCGUGCAGGGGUGGGGGGAACCAAUUGAAUAAUGAAGUUCCAGGUGAACUUUGUAAUGUUUUGGUAGUUAUAUGAAAGUUGAUUAUAUGAAAAGAGGCUGAAAUUCUACUAUUCUUCUAAAUUCUUUGAUUUGUCAGUGUCGAGUUUGGUUGGAUGGUUGCUAGAGGAUAUUGACAUUCCUUGUUUGUUUUUGAGUGCUUGCGUGUGUGAGAGAGAUUUUUAUUUUCAUUUUUUUUUUACCAAAAUGGUCCCUAAUGUUUUGUAUAUGAUCCACUUUUGAAAUUAAUGCUACAGAUUAGUACACGACCUUCAAAUAUGAAAAUGAUGGAUGUAAAUGUAUAUGUUGGGAGUAUUUCUUGUUCAGAUUUACAAGCACACAUUUUUUCUGCAAAGAAGCUUGUGAUUCAUGCUCACCAUUCCUGGGUUUAAAGGAAAAUGGACAUCGGUUUCUACAAUUGUGUUCAUAAUCCUCCAAGGUAUAAAUGAAAUGACUGCUAACAUGUUUGAAAAUCACUAGUGAAUACAGAGUAUUUGCUUUUAUAAACUGUAAUUUGCUAAUUUUAUUUCAAAAGAAUCUGAGUAAUCCCUUUACUUAUAAAGUGAUUAGUUGAUUUUACUUUAAAAAGUGAGUAUUCCUGUUGCCUAAAAUUGAAUAAAGUCCAUGUGGAAUCAAAA